AUGCCGCAUGAAAAAAGGCCCGGCGACAGCCUGUUCACCAACUAUUUUAUCAAGCCGGUUGAUGCCUUCGCAACCAUGAGCGAUGAGGUAAUGGGCGAUCUUAAAAAACUGACCCGUAAGCCAGCCAUCAGGGUACAUCAUCCUCUAUAUGACAGCUAUGGGCCGGCCAUUGACCGGAACGAGGCUUUAAAAAAAUUGCAGCUUCCUGCUGAUAAAACGUAUCUCAUUUUCUUUGGCUUUAUCCGCAAGUACAAAGGCCUUGACCUGUUGCUGGAAGCAAUGGCCGAUGAGCGGCUUAAACAAAAAGAUAUCCGCCUGAUCGUUGCCGGUGAGUAUUAUGGCGAUAAGGAUUUUUAUGAGCAGAUCAUUGCCAAACAUCAGCUUCAAAACCGCGUACAUCUGUUCACCGAUUUCAUUCCUAACCAGGAAGUGCCGGUCUACUUCAGCGCUGCAGACCUGGUGGUAUUGCCUUACCGGAGUGCGACCAAUAGCGGCAUUACACAGGUGGCCUAUUUCUUUGAAAAACCCAUGAUCGCUACCAAUGUCGGCGGCCUGCCGGAAGCGGUGCCCGAUGGUAAGGCCGGCCUGGUCUGCGCACCGGAGCCACAGGCGAUUGCCAACUCCAUCCUGGCCUUUUUACAGCCAGGGUCGUUGCCUGGGCUGCAACAAUCUUUACAGGAAGAAAAGGAAAAGUAUUCCUGGAAGAAUUUCUCAGAAAAGCUGGUCUCCUUCUCCGCAACAAUACAAUAG
Molecule: messenger RNA, 750 nt
Organism: Ostertagia ostertagi
Lineage: Eukaryota; Metazoa; Nematoda; Chromadorea; Rhabditida; Trichostrongylidae
Source: the annotation of a GenBank genome assembly